Jaculus jaculus (lesser Egyptian jerboa) is the source of this 4498-nucleotide messenger RNA. Its product is annotated as vomeronasal type-2 receptor 116-like. Gene Ontology annotation, molecular function: G protein-coupled receptor activity. Gene Ontology annotation, cellular component: membrane. The transcript has 16 exons. The coding region runs from base 833 to 4255 and encodes 1140 amino acids. The record is from RefSeq and is a predicted model, not a curated record. Lineage: Eukaryota; Metazoa; Chordata; Mammalia; Rodentia; Dipodidae. Gene Ontology annotation, biological process: regulation of DNA-templated transcription; G protein-coupled receptor signaling pathway.
CGGGCGGGCUUCCGCUGUCCCGGGCCUUUGUCGCGGGUCGGCCACCUUGGGUCUGCGCCCGGCCGUGUUCUUACCUGGAUUCGGGGCUUUGGGUCCUGGGCUCGGUGGCCUGGGCCACAGGGCUGCCGCCACGAUGGAAACUUGAACUUUUCCAGAAUUCCCACUGAAACUUUGCUGCUGUGGGAUCAAGAGAGGACACUUUAUACCCCAGGAUCUAGAAAUGGUUCAUCCAGAGACCUGAGGCUGUCUACUACGUGAACUUCAUGCCCAGGAAGCCCAAAAUGAUGGAAACUUGAACUUUUCCAGAAUUCCCUCUGAAACUUUGCUCCUGUGGGAUCAAGAGAGGACACUUUAUACCCCAGGAUCUAGAAAUGUGGUCUGGCAUUGAACAUGGGAAUGAAUCCUGAGCUAAGAAGGAACAUUGGCCGGCUAGGACCCCACUCUUUUGGAGGGUUAAUUCGUGACGAAGGAUUCCAGGAGCAGCUGUUCACAGAGGCCUCAAGCGUCCUCCUCUCUGAUGUCCUUCCCCAGUACUCUGUUAAUUUAAGUAGGGGGUGUGGCCUAGACCUGCGUUCACAUCUCUCUUUGAAGCCAUUCAAGCGGGGGCAUGCCUAUCAUCCACCUUCUGAUGAGGGUUAUUAAGGAAGAAGGUUGCACGUUCCAGACCAGCCUGGGCUACAUAGUGUGUUCUCAGCCAGCCUGAUGAACUUAGUUAGACUCUGUAUCAAGUAAAAAAGAAUCCAGGUCCUCUCUUGAGACUCACUUGGCUGUUCUGAAGAAUGGGAGGAUGGCAUUUCCUGCUGGGCAGUGAGGUGGACAAAGCAAGGCAAGAAUGAUUGCAUUGGAUUGGCCCAUCUGCUGUCACCUCUAUGACCAUAAAGCCAAGAAGAAGAAGGAGUUGGUGUCAUUUGAAGAUAUAGCUGUGGACUUCUCCUGGCAAGAAUGGCAAUACCUUGAUAUUGUUCAGCAAACCCUUUAUAGGGAUGUGAUGCUAGAAAACUACAACAGCCUGGUGUACUUGGGGCACUGUAUGAGCAAACCAGAGUUGAUCUUCAAGUUAGAGCAAGGAUAUGCACCAUGUAGUGUACCAGAAAGCUCAGCUCAGAGGCAUCCAGCAGAACUAAAACCUCAAGUGAGUAUCUACUAUACAAAGCCUCAUGAAUAUAAACAGUUCCAGCAAUUUGUCUGUCACAAGUUACAUCCCAUUCAUCAGAAUGCUCAGACAUGUGAGAAACCAUAUGAAGGUGAUGGAUGUGAGAAAUCUGUCUUCUGGAAGUCACAACUCACUCUUCACCAGAGAACUCAUACAGUUGGGAAGCCAUAUGGCUGUGGGGAUGCUUUUCUAAAGAAGACAAAUUUCACCAUUCGUCAGAGAACACAUACAGGUGAGAGGCCACCUGAAUGUAAUGAAAGUGAGAAUACCAAGAAGUCAGGUCUCACUAAUCAUCAGAGAACUCAUUUGGGUGACAAAUUGUAUGAAUGCAAUGGAUGUGGAAAUGAUUUCUUCUCUAAGUCCCAACUAAGUGUGCAUCAGAAAACUCACACAGUUGAGAAGCCAUAUGCAUGUAUUACAUGUGAGAAAAGUUUCUUUCAGAAGUCACAACUCACCAUUCAUCAGAGAACCCAUAUUGAUUAUAAGUCACAACUCACUGCACAUCAGACAAUUCAUACAGAUGUGGGAUGUUACAGGCAUGAAACUGCUAUGGAGCAGUGCCUGGACCACACGGUGAAUGCUAUGAUGCUGAUGGAAGUGAGCUUGACAGAAACAAGCUGCUUUUGGAGAAUAAAGCAAAACACAGAGAAUGAUGGAGAUAUGUGGAAGGACUGUAUUUUUGAAAUUGGGACAUCACGGAGGCCUAUGAAAGAAAGAAAUUUAACAACCGAGCUUCCACGUUUGCCAGUCAAAAAAUAUCAACACAUUCUGACAUUGAUUUUCGUCACUGAGGAGAUCAACAAGAAUCCCAACCUUUUACCCAACAUCUCGGUGAUGUUUACCUUUUUUCCUUUCAAGUGUGAUGAUUCAUUUAAAAUUAUCUUUUAUGUACGUUGGAUAUCAAAUACAUAUCGCAAGUUUCCUAAUUAUAGGUGUACAUCAGUUGGAUGUGCUGUGUUACUUACAGGACCAACAUGGGCAGCAAGUAGCAAAAUUGGAACAUUUCUGACCAUCUUUGAUUAUGCACAGAUUCACUAUGGCCCAUUUCAUCCUAUUCUGAGUGACCGUUAUCAGUAUCCUUAUCUGUAUCAGAUCGCCCCCAAGAACACAAGACUGCCAUUUGCCAUUGUCUCCUUAAUGCUGCAUUUCAACUGGACCUGGGUGGGUCUGGUCAUCUCUGAUGAUGACCAUGGUAUUCCAUUUCUCUCAGAUUUGAGAGAAAGGAUGCAAGGAAAUGAGCUUUGUUUGGCCUUUGUGAAUGUGAUCCCAUUAAGCAUGGAAUUAUACAAUACAAGGGCUGAGAUGUAUUAUAAACAAAUUGUGACAUCAUUAGCAAAUGUUGUGAUCAUUUAUGGUGAAAUGAAUUCUACACUAGAAGUGAGCUUUAGAAGAUGGGCUUAUUUAGGCAUCCGGAGGAUCUGGGUCACCACCUCACAGUGGGAUGUCAUCACAACUAUGAAAAGAGACUUCAUUCCUGACUCGUUCCAUGGGGAUUUCAGUUUUUCAAACCACCAUCAUGAGAUUCCCAAUUUCAAAAAAUUUAUUCAGACAAUGAAUACUUCCACAUAUCCAAUAGAUAUUUCACUGAUGAGAUCAGAAUGGAUGUACUUUAAUUGUUCAGACAAUGAAUCUAAAUGUCGAUCACAGAGCAUGUGUUUACCUAACACUUCAUUCGAGUGGAAUGCAGAUCAAGGAUUUGACAUGGCAAUGAAUGAUGAGAAUUACAAUCUAUACAAUGCUGUGUAUGCUUGGGCAUAUGCUCUCCAUGAAAUAUUAUUUCAGCAGGUAGAUGUUCAGCCAAUCAUACGUCAACACCUAGUUGAGUGCCCAAAGUUUUACCGCGCUCUGAAAAACAUACAAUUUAUUAACCCUGCUGGAGACCUAGUGGCCAUUAAUGAGAAUACAAAAAUUGAUGUGGACUAUGAUAUUCUCCACAUUUUGAAUUUUCCACAAGGAAUUGGUAUAAAAGUCAAAAUUGGACAGUUUUCUCCAUAUCUGACCCUUGGUCAGCAAUUGUAUUUGUCUGAGACAAAAGAGUGGGUCACAGGGAGUAGGCAGAUUCCCUCCUCUGUGUGCAGUUUGACUUGCAGGCCUGGCUUCAGGAAGUUCCAUCAGGAGGGAAAGGCAGCCUGCUGUUUUGAUUGCUCCCCCUGCCCAGUAAAUGAGAUUUCUAAUAAAACAAAUGUGGAUCAAUGUGUGAAGUGCCCAAUUGAUCAAUAUGCCAAUAUAGUGCAAACUUACUGUCUCCAAAAAACUGUGACAUUUCUGUCUUAUGAAGACCCCUUUGGCAUGGCUCUGGCUUUCUUGGCCCUGUGCUUCUCUGCACUCACUGCUCUUGUUCUUGGGGUUUUUGUGAAGCACCAAGACACACCGAUUGUGAAGGCCAAUAAUCGAACAAACAGCUACAUCCUGCUCAUCUCCCUCGAGUUUUGUUUCCUCUGUUCAUUACUCUUCAUUGGACAUCCCAACACAGCCAAGUGCAUCCUGCAGCAGAUCACCUUUGCAGUGCUGUUCACUGUGGCUGUGUCCACCAUCUUGGCCAAAACAAUUACUGUGGUUCUGGCCUUCAAGGUCACUGCUCCAGGAAGAAAGAUGAGGGGGCUGCUGGUAUCAGGAGCACCUAACUUCAUCAUUCCCAUCUGUACCUUGAUCCAACUUGUUCUCUGUGGAAUCUGGCUGGGAACAUCCCCUCCCUUUGUUGACACUGAUGCCCACUCAGAACAUGGCCACAUCAUCAUUGUGUGCAACAAAGGUUCAGUCACUGCCUUCUACUGUGUCCUGGGAUACCUGGGAUCUCUGGCUCUAGGGAGCUUCACUGUGGCUUUCCUGGCCAGAAACCUGCCUGACACAUUCAAUGAAGCCAAGUUCCUGACCUUCAGCAUGCUGGUGUUCUGCAGUGUGUGGGUCACCUUCCUUCCUGUCUACCACAGCACCAAGGGGAAGGCCAUGGUGAUGUUGGAGGUCUUCUCUAUCUUGGCCUCCAGUGCAGGGUUGCUAGGUUGCAUCUUUUUCCCCAAGUGCUACAUCAUUUUACUAAGACCAAGUAGAAAUUCACUUCAGAGCAUCAACAAAAAACAUACAGUCCAACCAUCUGAUUUUUAAAGUUAAGUCAUAUGUAUUAAUGUAGUGUAUGUCCUGUAAAAAACCUUUGUACUACUAUAGCCACUAAACAUUAGAAAAUGAUAAAAUACUUGCUCAUGUGUAAAAGUCUUAUUUGUUCUCUAAUGAUAUUUAUCAGCUUCCUUGCACAGGUUCCAUUCACUGCACGCACUGAAAUCCAGUUUCCCAAAGUGGCAUAUGCCUCUGGAGUUCAUUUGCAGUAGUAAGAGUAAUCAUUUUCUCACA